UGGCAAUGCCUCCCGAUUGAAAACCCCUUCCCGUGUCAGAGCGCUUUUCCUCCCGUAUAUCACCAUGGCCGCACCCGCUUUUCCCCAGAAAACGCAUAAGGUCCUCACGACUCUGCCUCCGGGGACAGUCAUCGCGCCCAUACAUGAGUACGAUGAAGACCAGAGGAAGAUGAUGAAGGAUCUCCGGGAGUACGCCGAGACUCUUCGUCUGCCGGACACUGAUUCAUAUGCGCCAUGGGAGCUGCGCUGGCUGAACAAGCCCGACACCAUUCCUCGUUACUGCCGUGCUGCGAAGUGGAACUACCAAGACGCACAGAAGCGGCUCAAGAGCACCCUAGAAUGGCGACGUGACUUCAAGCCUGAUCUUAUACCCCCCGAUGAAGUCAAGGUUGAGAACGAGACGGGGAAGAUCACGAUCAACGGGUUCGACAGGGAUGGACGACCCAUCAUAUACAUGCGCCCUGGUUAUGAGAACACCGAGCGCAGUAAUCGUCAGCUCAGGAAUCUUGUGUGGUGGCUGGAACGUGGCAAAGACCUUAUGCCGCCAGGCCAAGAGUCUCUUGUAAUCAUCGUCGACUACAAGAGCACCACUAUCCGGAAUAACCCCUCGGUGUCAAUAGCCAUCAAGGUCCUGCACAUCCUACAACAGCACUAUGUCGAGACGUUAGGUCGCGCCAUGGUGGUCAACCUACCCAUGCUGCUCAACUUCUUUUACAAGGGUAUCUCGCCAUUCCUGGAUCCCGUCACGCGCGACAAGAUGCGAUUUAACCCCAAUCUCCUCGACUUUAUAGCUCCAGACCAACUAGACGCCCAAUUCGGUGGCGAGCAUCACUAUGAGUUCGAUUUUGAAAGCUUUUGGGCGCAAAUCGUCGAGGCUUGUCGUAUAGCGCCUGAUGGAUCGCGCUUACCAGAUGAUUUGCAACCCUCUACGUUACCCUCUGAUACGGUCAAGGAUGCCCGAGUUGAGACCACUGCCGUGCCAGCGCCGUCAGAGGCUACGUCUACGGCAGAUCUUGUCGAGGAUGCAACAAUGACUCAACCUGCUCAGGUCGCUGUCUCUGCGUAGCGCGUGCUAUUGCCCCACCCUGCGUUGGCAAGCGAUUAAGGUGUCUAUGUAUCUGACUUCAGUAUGCCCUGUUGUAUCGCCGUCGUAUUGUUGUCUUGCACUAUCUAAGUCUCUUCUCGUCCAUCGCGCACGCA
Messenger RNA from Schizophyllum commune H4-8, 1200 nucleotides. Its product is annotated as CRAL/TRIO domain-containing protein. The coding region runs from base 65 to 1066 and encodes 333 amino acids. The record is from RefSeq and is a predicted model, not a curated record. Gene Ontology annotation, molecular function: phosphatidylinositol transfer activity. The transcript is spliced from 10 exons. Lineage: Eukaryota; Fungi; Basidiomycota; Agaricomycetes; Agaricales; Schizophyllaceae.